ACGGGGACGCUUGGGCUGUCGCCCCUACCUAGAGGGCCGGGUGCCCAAGAGUCAGGGGGAAACCCCUCCCGCGAGCCCUCGGCGAGGCAGUUCCCCCCACGGCCCCCCGGGGGCGCUGCGGGAGAGGGGGGUGGGCCCUGGAGUCGCGGCUCUCGGGCGCCCACUCUCUCGGCACUCACUCAGCCGGAGGUUUUCCGGCCAGCUGUGUGCCGCCGCUCCCGGAGCUCCAGGCGCUCCCCCUGUGCGCCCGCGGUCCCGCUCCGGGCCCCGGGGCUCCAGACGCCGCCACCCGACGGUGACAUGGGCGUCCCCCUGGUCCCGGAGGCCGGCGGCCUGCGCUGGGGGCCUGUGCUCCUCGCUCUCUUCCUGGCUGCCUCCCGAGGUCUGGUGGCAGCCUUCAAGGUCGCCACGCCGUAUUCCCUGUAUGUGUGUUCUGAGGGGCAGAAUGUCACCCUCACCUGCAGGAUCCUGGGCCCCAUGGCCAAAGGGCACGACGUGACCUACUACAAGACCUGGUACCGCAGCUCGCGGGGCGAAGUGCAGGUGUGCACGGAGCGCCGCCCCAUCCGCAACCUCACGUUCCAGGACCUCCACCUGCACCACAGCGGCCACCAGGCCAACACCAGCCAGGACCUGGCCCAGCGCUACGGGCUGGAAUCGGUGUCCGACCACCAUGGCAACUUCUCCAUCACCAUGCGCCACCUGACCGCCCUGGACAGCGGCCUCUACUGCUGCCUGGUGGUGGAGAUCAGACACCACCACUCGGAGCAGAGGGUCCACGGUGCCAUGGAGCUGCAGGUGCAGACAGAUGAAGCGGCAUCAAGCCAGUGCAUCGCUUACCCGCCUUCACCCAGGGAGAGUGAAAGCAUCACGGCUGCCGCUCUGGCGACGGGCGCCUGCAUUGUGGGCAUCCUGUGCCUUCCCCUCAUCCUGCUCCUGGUCUACAAGCAAAGGCAGGUGGCCUCCAACCGCCGUGCCCAGGAGCUGGUGCGGAUGGACAGCAACAACGUGCAAGGAAUCGAAAACCCCGGCUUUGAGGUCUCCCCGUCUUCCCAGGGCGUGCCGGAGGCCAAACCCAGGUCUCCGCUGUCCUACAUGGCCCAGCGGCAGCCUUCAGAGUCCGGGCGGCACCUGCUGUCCGAGCCCUGCACUCCUCUGUCUCCACCAGGCCCUGGGGAUGUCUUCUUUCCAACCCUUGACCCCGUGCCUGACUCCCCAAACUCUGAGGCCAUCUAGACCAGCUGGGGCCAGUGGCAACUGUGGCUGGACCUGGGGCAGGUGCAUCUGAGGCAGAGCUGGCCCUCUGAGUGGUCCCUUAGCCUUGGCCCUGGUUUCCUGCCUCCUGCUCUGAGCCCAGACUCUGUGAGAUACCUCUGAUGGCCAGACCCUCAACUCCUCUGGG
Messenger RNA from Ailuropoda melanoleuca (giant panda), 1402 nucleotides. It is a transcript of the gene VSIR, whose product is annotated as V-set immunoregulatory receptor. The transcript is spliced from 7 exons. The coding region runs from base 301 to 1236 and encodes 311 amino acids. Gene Ontology annotation, biological process: negative regulation of alpha-beta T cell activation; regulation of immune response. The record is from RefSeq and is a predicted model, not a curated record. Gene Ontology annotation, cellular component: plasma membrane. NCBI's taxonomy places the organism in Eukaryota, Metazoa, Chordata, Mammalia, Carnivora, Ursidae.